AUGUCACAAAGUAAUCUUACGGCCAAAGAACGCCGCCAUAUUGUGAAUCGUAAGUACUAUGACAAGAAUAAAGAAAAAAUUCUUAAAAAACGUCCAAAGGUUUCGGAAAUUCUCUCUCUUCAGAAGCAAGUUCUUGAAGUCCAACGCAUGCGGAAAUAUCAGAAACAACUUUUGUCUUUUAUCAAAGAGUGUGGAUUAACACCACCCCCCCAGGAGGAAAUUGCCAUUGCCCCAGAAACUUCUUUAGAGCUCAGUAAUAGCAGUAAUGCAAUAAAUAAUGGACUAUCCAAUUAUCAGGAGGAAAUUGCCCCAGGAACUUCUUUAGAAUUCAGUAAUAAUGGACUAGUACUAACUUGUCCCUCCUAUGUUUCAAAUGUGAUGGCUAAAAUUGAUCAGGAUAUAACUUCAAUCAAUUACCAAGAAGAAACCGUAUCUUGUAUCAAAUCAGGACUAAUCGAAAUCAUUGAAGAAGCAGUUAAUGUUACCAAUAUGAUAUCACCUGUUUUCCCAAUCGCUGCUUUAAUAAACAACAUAUUUACAUUUUAUGAAAAUGUCCGAUUAAAUGAGAAGAUUUCCAAGUCUACAAUUGACCGAAUUAUUAAAGUUUUUGCAGAAAAAGUGCUUCAAUUAAGAGGUAUUAAACCAAUUCUAAAUGCUACUAGUAUAAGAAAGAGAUUUGCAGAAUUAAUGGAAGAGUAUGAUUCCUGUAUAAGAGAUCUUAAGUUUACAAUGAUUGUUGAUGACAAUAUCUUAAGAGAUGAUCUUGUUGACGCAGUUAAGGCAACUUCUAGAAAUCACAAACUUCAACAACUUGAUUUUCAACAAAAAUCACGAGCACUUGUUGUAGCUAGUACUAAUUAA
Messenger RNA from Dentiscutata erythropus, 861 nucleotides. Lineage: Eukaryota; Fungi; Glomeromycota; Glomeromycetes; Diversisporales; Gigasporaceae. The record is from the annotation of a GenBank genome assembly.